Molecule: messenger RNA, 462 nt
Organism: Symbiodinium necroappetens
Lineage: Eukaryota; Dinophyceae; Suessiales; Symbiodiniaceae
Source: the annotation of a GenBank genome assembly
GUUCUUCUGCUGCGGCCUGCAGUGUCUCGUCUGGCCCUUGCUGCAGACUUUGCCGCAGGGCGGCUCUUCGGGCUCAGGCUUCGCAAUGUGAAGAACCCGGAGGUGCCCGGAAGCGUCCUUUGGACGCUCAGGUCAUUCUCACGACCGAGGCUUCGUGGCUCCUUGGUAACAGCGGCCGAGGCUGCUGCCGGUGCCGCCGUGGCCGCUGCUGCUGCUGGCCAGGCCCUGGCAAGUGCCAGCGCCACUGCUGCAGAGAGUCCACCCCCGCACGAAGCUGCGGCCAGCGAAGUCUUGCAAUGGCUGGACUGGACCACGCAAGGCCGCGACGAGAUUGCAGAGCUGGAAGCCACUCCGGUGCGUGGUCUGCUGCAGAUUCUCCCCAACAGCCCUUUCUUGGAGAGCAGCUUCUUCGAUUUUCCAGACACAGAGGUCGCCUUUUCGAUGGGAGUCCUGCCUGGACAG